Messenger RNA from Falco peregrinus (peregrine falcon), 5875 nucleotides. It is a transcript of the gene CREBL2, whose product is annotated as cAMP responsive element binding protein like 2. Bases 136 to 588 code for a protein of 150 amino acids. Gene Ontology annotation, molecular function: DNA-binding transcription factor activity. The transcript is spliced from 8 exons. Gene Ontology annotation, cellular component: nucleus. Gene Ontology annotation, biological process: regulation of DNA-templated transcription. Lineage: Eukaryota; Metazoa; Chordata; Aves; Falconiformes; Falconidae. The record is from RefSeq and is a predicted model, not a curated record.
CGGGGCGGGCGGCUGUAAACAAACAGGGCGGCGGGCCAUGGCGGCGGCUGCGGGCCGCGCCGGGGCACUGUGAGUGCUGGUGUCUGUCGGGGCGGGCGGCUCCGGUGUGCUCCCCGUGUGGGGCUGGCGGCACACAUGGAUGACAGCAAGGUGGUUGGAGGCAAGGUAAAGAAACCAGGCAAGCGAGGUCGUAAACCAGCCAAAAUAGACUUGAAGGCAAAACUUGAAAGAAGUCGUCAGAGUGCCAGAGAGUGCAGAGCCAGGAAGAAGCUGAGGUACCAGUACCUGGAAGAGCUGGUUUCAAGCAGAGAGCGAGCCAUCUGUGCUCUCAGAGAAGAGCUUGAAAUGUACAAGCAGUGGUGCAUGGCGAUGGACCAAGGGAAAAUCCCCUCUGAAAUAAAAGCCCUGCUAACUGGAGAGGAGCAAGGCAAAGCACAGCAGAACGCGACCAAACUUGCCAAGGCUGGGAAGACAGAAGCAAACAGCAGCAAUCCCUUGAGUGUGUGCAGCUGGUUCUUUCUCUCAAACAUCGAAGAAAGGAAAAAAGCCUGGAAAUGCUUCAUUUUCCCACUUGCCAUGGAAAUCUAAUUGUCAGCUAGAACCUUUGCCCAGCUAAAGGGUGAAGAUUAAUCUACAUCACUAAUUAUUCUAGUUCUUGCUGGCAUCCCACGAAGAGGUGGAGAUUUGAUAUCAUAGCUCCAUUUGCUACUUUCCAAGAAAUCGUAAUCUCUACAAUUAGCUAUAAAACUACUGUUAAUGUAAGGACCAAAUGUUUGAGACUAGUCUAAAAAUGCAGAGGAAUCGGAGGAAAAGCUGAAAUAAGAACCCUAGUCUUGGUUAUGCUGAAGAGUUACAGCAUGAGUGACACAGGAUCAGCUGAUGUAAAAAUCCCUGUUGUAGGUAGGCAAGUCAAAACACCAGCUUCUAAGUGUCCUGCUAUUAGUACCACUGAGCAUUAAUUUCUGUGUAAGUUAUGUCAAUAACUGAAUUUCUUGUAUGACUGUUGUGAAUUUGUGUGAGAAAACAGAAGCUUCUACUCCACAGUAAAAUCUGAGGUAUCCCGUAACGAGUAGUGCAUCAAUGGACUAAAAUUCAACUGAUGCUAUAUUUAUGGAAUGUGUAGAUUUGUGUAUGUGGCUAAAGAAGUAGAAUUUUUAGUGCCAGUUUUGCCGUUGCCUUAAGUAAUUUCUGCAAAAGCUGGUGCUUGAUAUUAUUUAUACCAUUAUUUGUGUUUUCUUUAUCUUACUUUAAAUUGUAACUAGAAAAUGCUGUUGUUCAGCUAAUGAUUUUCAGCAACACUUCAUUAAAAAAGAAACUUAAAAAAACCUAGACAAAUGACUCUUGCUUUCUUUUUUCCUCCAUAAAAAGCACUUGGGAUGUGGAAACUUUGCUUCUUUAAGUAGUGCAAAGUUAGCCCUCCUUUUUUGUGUCUGCCUGUAAUUCACAACUGGCUUAAUCAAUGCUGGUAACUGCUGCUUCAAGCAAUUCUUGUGUAUGAUCUCUGUAUGUUAGGGUGGGCAAUGGUGACAUUCCUAACUAUGCUGCAGCUGAUAGGUAUUCUGAUGAUGAAAUAAAUACAUGAAUAAGUGGAUUAUAAAAUGUGUGUUUUCAGGGACUGUUUUCAAUGUGAAUAGAAGUAGCUUGCAAUGAAAGGUGACUUUUUUCCGUACCAUCUUUCUCAUGGCAACUUUCAAAAUAUAUUUUGAUGAAUUUAUACAGUGCUGGUGACAGCACUGCUGCAUAUUCCUGUGGUAGAGCAUACCAGCAGUGUCCUCCAACUUCAGCAUCUCCUUAAUGUGGCAUGCUCUGAAUGCCUGCUGGUGUAAGAACAAUUUGUUCCUACUCACUAUGGAACAUAGAUCCUGCCGUGUUGCUAGGUCAGUGUUUUCUGUUUUGCAUUUCUGGGCUUUUUCUUUCCUCUCCCUGUUGAAAUGUACUUUUCAGUAUGCAUUCCUCUUUCCCUACAGAAAGAGAGUCUUCUGUGAAUCUCCUUUCUUCCCCAAGUGGCCUGGCAGCUGUUUUCUAAAGCUGUCAAGGGUUCCCUUUCCAGAGGACUACAUACAAGCUUGAGUUAGUUAUUCUGCUGUUUCUCUGUGCCUCUGCACGCAUGCUGUACCUCACCCACUGACUCACACUGAAUACACCUUCUGCAUUUUAAGCUUUCAGUAAUGUUAAAUACCCCUUCUGCACUGCAAGCUCUUGAUAGUAUCACCCUUUGUAGCUCAGGUCCCACUUGUUUCUCAGCCUAGCGGAAGCAGUGCUGCUAUCUGCUCGCCCCAGAGCGGUUUUUUGCUUGUUCAAACAUUCUUCUGUUCAGCUGUAUGAUCAGGAGGAAAACUGUUAGCAGACAGCAGCAGCAGGUGGCAACGAUGAUGAUGUUCAGUUGUAGGUGUUAAGCAUGUGUAGAAACAGUUCUGCUACUCACAAUGUUUUAAGUCUGGUUUGUUGUGUUGGGUUUUUUUUCACUUGGAAACACUGAGGUUUAGAUUAUUGUUACUUGUAAAAUUUAACUUCUGUAAAAUUCCAGGUUGUCCAGCAUGUUCACCAGCAACAGUGUUUUCAGACAAAGGGGUAAGUUCAGCUUGGGUUUAGGGACCCGAAACACUCUAUCGAGCUAGGGGGGAAUUAAUUUGUGAGAAAGUUUUGGCCCAAAGGCCUUUAUCUCACAAGCAUUAGCCAGGUAAGGUUUCGUCAGAGUACAUAGGAUAACAGUGUUAGCUUUCCAUUUAAACCUAGAAACCUGUCAGGGAUCUCAGACAGAGAAAGGAGAAGGAGGUAUCACCUAGAUUUCUGAUCAGCUAAUUACUCUUGUGACAAGUAUUUGUGCAAACCUUCAGAAAACUCUAGCUUGCUUACACUGCAGGGAUCUGUGGAUGAGAACAGAGAGCGUUACCAUUCUCACUUCAGCAAGCUGCAUUUCUUGUGACUUCGUUCUUAGGGUUUCUCGCCUUCCAAAAUAAAAUAGUAAUUAGCUUUUUAAUUACUAGUAUAUCAAUGGAACCAAAGUGGAUUGCUGCGGGUGUUUGAGAAACAGCCAAUUAACUACUUCAGCUUUUGGGAUUUACAUAAUCUUGUGUCUUUUUGCAGUAGCUCCUUAAUGUUGUCAUCUUUUCAAUCCAAUGCCACUGAAGGAGCGGCAUUGUUAAUUAAGCUGAUACUGUCUGCAUGUGCUGGCAGAUAAAAAAGGCUGGCUGACAGCUAGGGAAUGAUGAUGAAGGUUGUCUGUUUUAAUCCUCUGCCAUGGGUUUCUUGCGGAACGAGCACAAUUGCAGUUCUGUGGAUGUAUUAAUAAAAAUACGUAGGCAGAAUGAUGAAUGGCCCCUUGUGACUGCUUGUAUUUACCUUGCAUUUUUUUCUGAAUCAUGCUCUUUGCAUGAAUAAGACACACAAUCAAAACAAAUGUGCCUGUUUGAUUGUGCCACAGCUUUGCCUUGGUCUGGCAGAAGUACUACCAUCCGCUGUAACUUUAAAGAUCACCUGUUAAUAUGGAUUAAAAUUAUUUUCUUUGUUACUAUAAAAACUUUUUCCCCAUCUUCAUUAGUAUAUAACUGUUUUCAGACAUCAGCGAGAAUUUUAUAAAGUAGCAGUUUCAGGUUAAUUAAACAGGUUGGAGAGAAGUGCAGAGAUUAUCAAGGAUGCUUCUAAGUGUAAUUUCUUCUAUGUAUGCUAUUUUUCUAUCAUGCUUGAUUUGAAGCUCUACAUGGAGAUGGUAAGAUUACAAUGGAGGAUGAAUACUGAUGCACUCCAGUUUUAUUUUCUGUUGUGGGGAGCUGACUGCUAGCCUUCCAAGGAACACGAGCUUUUAUGGUCACAACUUUACUAUAGCAAGGAACAGGGAAAACUCCUAGUAGUGUUUCUUUUGUAGUGAUCAGGCUACAAGAAAAAAAUAGUGUGGGGCCUGUGCUUGGCAGCAAUCAUUUGUCCUCUGGGUAGGUGACAUUUGGAAGCCUGGACCCCUGCAAACUCUUCUUCUGCCCUCCAAAGAAAAAUGUAACUUGAGUUGUUUUUCAUUAAACAGUUAACCUAGGGUUUCAAGCUCUCUUCCUACCUGCACACCAGCUUUUCUAUUCCAAAUUGUUUUAUAGAGAUUUGUCACUUUAGCUCCCUCCUUUGAAGAUUAAAAUAUUGUUACCUGUGUCAGAAAGUAUUUUUUAUAUUGCUGGGGCCACUGAAGGAUUGUUUUCACAAACUCAUUUUCCUUUGGCUUCGAUUGGACUGGACCUAUUUCGAGUCAGUUUUUGUUUCUUAUCUGAAAAGCAGAAACUUUUUAAACUGCUCCAACCUGAUCACUUGUAACCAUACACUGAAAUGAUACAGAAGCUCAUAGCUAGCAUCACUACUGCCCCAUUUGUGACUCCCAGAACCCUGCUGAUGGGCAGGGGAGACAGCUAGGCUGUGGCUGACCUUCAGGGAUGCUUGCAAAUUGACUGGACAUUACCUGGGAAGACUAAAGAGAGGCAGCACCUCCCAGGAAGCUUUCUGCAUGCUAAUGAUGAAGUUGCACCGAAUUUGCCUCUGCAUAUGUGCAGUGUGAGCUGGAUCUGUGCGAGGUUGGUGGUAUCGUACAUCCCAUGCACGCUCUGCUCAUACUGCAAAAGCCACUGCACUAAGUACAUCCUUUACACUUUUGCCACUGCGCUAAAUCUGCAGAGAGUUUUGGUAGACUGCCGAAAGGGUCAUUUUCAAUCAAAGAUGUUCCUCUUGUGUCCUUUCUCAUGCAGAACAUCCAUGUUUUGUUCAUGUAUUCCUCAAAUACCUGAAAUACAAUACUCAAAUAUAUUUCAAAGGUGUUUACUGGUGUGAAAAGAUUUUCUCUAAUGGGGGAAAGAGAUUAUUAUUUCCCUUGAAGACAAAACUACAAAUGCUUUGAUACCUUGAUAGGAAUUUCUCAUGACAGUUAACAUGAUCAACAAGCAGGAACUGGUCUUUGAAGACACAGCUAGGUGACUUGGCCAUCAAAAACAUUGCCUGGCUGUCAGAAGCUGGCUAGUGUUGGCAUAUACAGGUGGCAGCCCCUGCACGGGGGUGAUGAACAGUGGUGUGGAGCAGUAGUGGAAAGGCAGCGUGUCUGCCAUCGCACCCAGGAUGGGACCUCUCAGGUGGGGCUUAGAAAGGUGCUGUUGUAGGCUCCAGAGCCACCUUGUACUGCAUCAUCCUCUCUUGAAAUAUUUUGAAACUGCUCUUUAUAUGUCUAUCUGACUGUUUUCUGGCUUGUGCUGAGGUGGUGGCUGCCUUCCGCUGGCGUCCUAAGAUUAUGCAUGGUUGAGCUCUGAAAACUUGAUGCUUUGUGCCAUAGGCUGGUGCUGGCAGUGCGGCUCCUGGUAUGAGGGCCAAGGGCCACAUCCCCAACGUCCUCCUUCUUAAGGAAAAAAGUAUACAACCUCAAGACUUCAUUAUGAGAAAGAUGUCCUGGAUUAAUAUGAAAGACCAAGUGAAUAACGUGUCAAGAGCUGUUUCAAAGUCUGCAGAAAGCCUGAUGGCAGAUCAGAUCCAGGCAGUGCUGUGGGUUGGAAGGAUCUGAUAUUGAGAAAGGCUGAGCGCUCAGAAUUUCAGCUAAAAUCGAUGGCGUGUGUUCAACACCUUGGAAAACCAACUCCUAAAUCAAUGUCAAUUAAUUCUGAAGUCAAACUGGUUCAGUAGAGGAGACUGAAAAAAUUAGGGGGGUUCUUAACUGGGCAUAUGGAAACUCUUAAGUCCAAUUAUGGGUGGUAGCCAGCUCGCUAUCACCUCCGGGAGGCUGGCUGAAAAAUAGGUUCAAGCAGUGUGUGUCUUUGCUUCUCACUGACCCCCACCCCUCCGCUGGAAAUUUUUAAAAUAUGUUUAACCAAAAAUCGAACUUUCUGCUGAAAUAAAAAGGGGGUAUGUAAUUUGACAA